GGCAGGGCCGGGCCGGGCUGGGCUGCGGGGCUCGGUAGCGGAGCCGGGGCUCGGUGCGGAACCGCCGCAGCGGAGCCGAGCCGCGAUGCCGCUCAAGGCCGUCAUCCUCAUCGGGGGCCCGCAGAAGGGAACCCGGUUCCGGCCGCUGUCCUUCGAGGUGCCUAAGCCGCUCUUCCCCGUGGCCGGAGUGCCCAUGGUGCAGCACCACAUUGAGGCCUGCGCCAAGGUGCCCGGCAUGAAGGAGAUCCUGCUCAUGGGUUUCUACCAGCCCAACGAGGCCCUCAGCCGCUUUCUCGUAUCGGCGCAGCAGGAGUUCAAGGUUCCCAUCAGGUAUCUUCAGGAGUAUGCAGCCCUGGGCACGGGUGGUGGCAUCUAUCACUUCCGAGACCAGAUCCUGUCAGGUGGUGCUGAGGCCUUCUUUGUCCUCAACGCAGACGUGUGCUCAGAGUUCCCCUUACAGGAGAUGCUGGAGUUUCGUCAGCAGCAUGGGGACAUGCACAGCUUUGUCAUUCUGGGUACCACAGCCAACAGGACACAGGCACUGAAUUAUGGCUGUAUCGUGGCAAAUGCAGGGACACAGGAGGUUCAGCACUAUGUGGAGAAGCCCAGUACGUUUGUCAGUGAGAUCAUUAACUGUGGCAUCUACCUCUUCACACCUGCCAUCUUCCAGCACAUUGGUGAGGUCUUCCAGAGGAACCAACAGGAGCUAGCACUCUGUCCUUACCUUGGAGAGGAGAGCUCCAAUGGCUGGCAGCGUGCAGAAGUGAUACGGCUAGAGCAGGAUGUUUUCACCGCCCUGGCUGGGAGUGGCAAACUCUAUGUCUACAAAACUGAUGGCUUUUGGAGCCAGAUCAAGUCAGCUGGCUCUGCUAUCUAUGCCAGCCGCCUUUACCUGAACCAGUACAGCAAAAGCCACCCAGAGAGACUGGCCCAGAACAAACCUGGAGGCCCUGUCAUCCGAGGGAAUGUGUACAUCCACCCGACAGCCUCCAUCGACAGCACUGCAGUGCUGGGCCCCAACGUCUCCAUUGGGGAGGGUGUGACAGUGGGCGCUGGUGUGCGUGUGCGAGAGUCCAUCGUCCUGCACGGCGCCUCGCUCCACGACCACACCUGUGUCCUCAAUACCAUUGUGGGCUGGGACAGCACAAUUGGGCGCUGGGCCCGGGUUGAAGGAACACCCAGCGACCCCAACCCCAACGAUCCCUAUGCCAAGAUCGACAGCGAGACCCUUUUCCGGGAUGGGCGCCUCACACCAUCCAUCACAAUCCUGGGCUGCAGUGUCACUAUUCCUGCUGAGGUCGUUAUUCUCAACUCCAUUGUCCUUCCUCACAAGGAGCUGAGCCGAAGCUACAAAAACCAGAUUAUCCUGUGAGCAGCACCUGCCACCUCCCUGCUGUGCCCUACAACAAGAGCCUGCACUGAGACCUCACAUCCUGGGAGGUUCUCAGCACCCCUAGAGGGGUAGGUGCAGGCCAGGAGCCCUGCAAGUGCCUGACUACUGCUCCAGACAGACAUUAAAGCUGAUGAGCAUCA
Ficedula albicollis (Collared flycatcher) is the source of this 1533-nucleotide messenger RNA. RefSeq names its product GDP-mannose pyrophosphorylase A (gene GMPPA). Gene Ontology annotation, biological process: biosynthetic process. The transcript is spliced from 13 exons. Gene Ontology annotation, molecular function: transferase activity. Gene Ontology annotation, cellular component: cytoplasm. Lineage: Eukaryota; Metazoa; Chordata; Aves; Passeriformes; Muscicapidae. The record is from RefSeq and is a predicted model, not a curated record. Bases 86 to 1372 code for a protein of 428 amino acids.